UUCAACUACUUAAAAAUUCACUUUGUAAACAAACCUUCACCCACAUCAAGCGGCUCAUCUGGAUGAAAUGAAAAGGCUGUUAGAUGUAAUGCAGGAACGUGCUCCCGAUGUUGAACAUCAGUUCAAAGAAAAGUCAAAUGAGUUGGAAAUGGCGCAGCUUAUCAUACGCCAGUUGUCGGAUAAGGCCAAUGUAAACCAAGGCGGCAAUCGUAUAGAGACCUUGACGUAGACGCAAUUUAUGUACGAGGAACAGAUUAGAGACUUACAAUCUAUGGUGCAGGAAUUUAUGAUGGUCACAAAAUAUAUUGGCAAAAACAUAGCAAGUGCAUAUGCCAAGUUGGAAAAAUUGACAAUGCUGGCCAAAAAGAAGAGUCUAUUUGAUGAUCGACCGCAAGAGGUUCAAGAAUUGACUUACAUCAUGGUGUAUGCGUUACAAUCUAAAUUAGCCAGCAUGGGCACCGACUUCAAACAGUUGCUUACUGUCGUGCUGUU
This is a messenger RNA of Rhagoletis zephyria (snowberry fruit fly), 492 nucleotides long. RefSeq names its product syntaxin-5-like. Gene Ontology annotation, biological process: vesicle-mediated transport. Gene Ontology annotation, cellular component: membrane. The record is from RefSeq and is a predicted model, not a curated record. NCBI's taxonomy places the organism in Eukaryota, Metazoa, Arthropoda, Insecta, Diptera, Tephritidae.